Molecule: messenger RNA, 1848 nt
Organism: Phytophthora megakarya
Lineage: Eukaryota; Oomycota; Peronosporomycetes; Peronosporales; Peronosporaceae
Source: the annotation of a GenBank genome assembly
AUGAAGGAAGCUACCCAAGCGCGGAUCCAACAAGUACUAGAGGUGGAGAAUGCGCCAGAUCCUACUGAGGUAGAUCCGCGCUGGAUCCAUGUCCAUCGGUCCUUCAGUGUGCUUAAAACCAGGAUCGCUACCACUCGGACCUUACGGCAUUUUGACCCAGAUCGGAAGGCCACAGUUGUGGUGUAUGCUAGCAAUUGGGCCGUUUCGGGAUCAGUGAUGCAGGAAUACGACCAGAUCUAUUACCCCGUGAUGUUUGCAAGCCGUACUCUGAAGUCGAAUGAGCUAAACUAUGGCAUCCCGAAGAAGGAGGUAUUAGCACUUCUGAGGAUCCUGGAUCUUGACUAUAAUGCGUUGUGGGCUGCUCUGUUGUCGCCCUGGACACUUGAGAUCACCAAGUGUGUCGAGAUCUUAGGAGCACUGGCGGUCAAUAUUACCCCUAGAUCAGAAGUGGAUAAAGCAUUGAUCUCAAUUGCCCCUAAAAAGGAGCCAAGACGCAAGAUCCAAGCUCCGAUCCCCACUAUUAGACGAGAUGAGGAGCUAUACGUCGUCAGUUUCGAUGGAUCGGCCCGUGUCAAGAGAGGGGGAGGCGCCUAUAGCGCGAUUCUGUGGAAGCUGUCCGAAUGGAGUGUAAGAUCUGGAUCACGACGGCUGGUGAUCUGCGGAGCCUCAAACCUGGUGAUCCGACAAGUACGAGGAGAGGUUGAUUGUAAGGCGCCGGGUCUGACACUGUUACGCCAGCGAGCUUCGGAUCGACUACGUACUUGGCCAGGUCAUGCGCUGUUACACGUCAAACGAGACUGGAAUGGGAGUGCUGACAGCUUAGCAAGUGCUGCCCUGCAACGGCAAUGUGGGAUCGAGAUAGAGUCAGACAUAGAGAUCCAGGAUCUCAUAAUCUUAAAUCGGUUGGAUAAGAUCCUGAUAGUGAAAGUCGAAGACGAGAUCGCACAGAUAUCAUCUGUGAUGACCCGAUCUAAGGCUAGAUCGGGAAUCCAGACUCCCUACGUGAGAGAGCUACGGAUCGAGCGGAUCCGACAAGCGCAGGACGAGGAGUCGUGGAUCAUGGGCUUGAAGAAGUAUUUGGUCGGGCAGAUCCGGGAUCUGACGCAAGAAGAGGCUAGGAUGUUUGGAUCUAUUGCUAUGAAUUAUGAAGUGGAUCAGUUGGAUCUACUCUUCUAUUGCCCGACGACUAAGGAAACCGCUGCAGAUCGAUAUAAGUUGAAGCGACUGGUGGUACCUGAGACGCUUCAACAGGACAUUUUGCAUCACUGUCACACCAAUCUACAGGGUGACCAUCAAGGGAUCGGCCACACCAAUGAUCGGAUCCGUGAUCAUUUUCACUGGAGAGGGCUGUACAAGAGCAAAAGACGACUCCGGAUCCAGGGCGAGUCACCUGGUAACCUUCAGGCGACAUACUCAUUCCAGAUCAUCGCUAUGGAUCACAUACCUUCAUUGCCUAGAUCCUUCAAUGGCAAUACCGAAUUGCUGAUCUUCGUGGAUCUAUUCUCGGGAUAUGUGAUCGCCAAAGCCCGCGCCUCUAGAUCCGCUCUGACAAUCGCCGAGACCUACGCAAAAUGUGUCUUCCGCCGAUUUGGCUCGAGCGAGGUGAUCCGGCACGAUCGGAAUCCAGGCUUUAUGUUCGACUUCUUUAAGUCUUUCAACAAGACCCUGGGACAACGCCAACGGGCUACCAUGGGUUAUCGUCCCCAAACUAAUGGAUCCGCAGAACGUAUGGUCCAGACAACUACCAGGGCUCUUAAGAUGUAUGUGGAGGACCUAGAUCAACGAGAUUGGGACGGGUAUGCUGAGCGACUCACCUUCGCGAUCAACACUGCAAAAGAUCGGAUCUGA